Molecule: messenger RNA, 518 nt
Organism: Sebastes umbrosus (honeycomb rockfish)
Lineage: Eukaryota; Metazoa; Chordata; Actinopteri; Perciformes; Sebastidae
Product: histone H4-like
Exons: 2
Coding region: 1-468 (155 amino acids)
Biological process (GO): nucleosome assembly
Cellular component (GO): nucleosome
Molecular function (GO): protein heterodimerization activity; structural constituent of chromatin; DNA binding
Source: RefSeq, a predicted model, not a curated record
AUGAUUUAUUGUAACGAGGACGAGACGCAGCAACACCUGCUCAUGGACUGUUACAGAGCUCAGGAGGUCUGGUCCAUGCUCCAAGGCCUCGGCCUGGCUCAUGAAGACGGUUAUAAAUCUGUGAUGUAUGGUUUGUUGGAUGAAAAGAUGUCUUCUUUAAAAAAAAAAAGCAAAGGAGGAAAAGGACUUGGUAAAGGAGGCGCAAAGCGUCACCGUAAAGUCCUCCGUGAUAACAUCCAGGGAAUCACCAAGCCCGCUAUCCGCCGUCUGGCUCGCCGUGGUGGAGUGAAGCGUAUCUCCGGUCUGAUCUACGAGGAGACCCGCGGUGUGUUGAAGGUGUUCCUGGAGAAUGUGAUCCGUGAUGCCGUCACCUACACCGAGCACGCCAAGAGGAAGACCGUGACCGCCAUGGAUGUGGUGUAUGCUCUGAAGAGACAGGGACGCACUCUGUACGGCUUCGGUGGAUAAACACACUCUGUUGCUUUAUCAACACUAAAGGCCCUUUUAAGGGCCACACA